UUUUUUUCUCUUUUAUUUCGGAAAAAUAUAUAAUAUGAUCCUGAAACGUAUAUCAACCGUGUUAGGAUUGAAUUCUGACAUAAACCUAUUUUCUGCUUAUUGUGCGGCUAGUUUAUUUAUAUAUCUUGAGCUCUUGGACCAACUCGUUGUUAUUAUUACAGAAGCUAUCAGUAAUUCAGAAUAUAAAAGAUUUCCCGCUAGUAACCUUAUGGUGGGCUAUACAGGACAAAGCCUCUUAGUCAUUAUUGUCGCUAUUAUUCAACUAUCGUUUAGUGUGUUAAUCAUAAGAAAUCUAGGCUAUGUGAUUUCAAGAAGCACUUGGAAACUCUCUUUAACAUGUAUUUGUAUUUCUUUAGCUUCUAUAUGUUUUAGAACAUUCAGUUCUUGGUUCAUUCAAGAUACAGAAAGUGUUUAUUACAUCGCUACUUAUAAUGUUACUUCUGUUUGUGUGAUUGUGGGCGCAUCUUUAUGGAUUCCUUUUGCUUUUUGUAAAAGCGAUAAAUACAUACCUCCCAGUAGAGAAGAGGGCGAUCCUCGAUCCAGAAUAACUACAACCAACGGACCUCGACCUGUCUAUCGACCCAACAACCAAGAAUCAGCAGACGAUGAACUACCUUCCUAUUACGAAAUGAUGCCACCUCCUUCUUACAAAAAAGCAUUAAAAUCGCUCCCUCCUACCAAUCAAUCAGCCAUCAUUGUACCUAUAGAACAAACACAGGAUGAAUCAUCAUCCACACUUCAUCGCUCCUAAAUGUAUACCUUGUACUAUAUAAAAG
This is a messenger RNA of Gilbertella persicaria, 776 nucleotides long. RefSeq lists its product as uncharacterized. The record is from RefSeq and is a predicted model, not a curated record. Bases 35 to 751 code for a protein of 238 amino acids. The transcript is spliced from 4 exons. NCBI's taxonomy places the organism in Eukaryota, Fungi, Mucoromycota, Mucoromycetes, Mucorales, Choanephoraceae.